AUGCCGGAGGCCGAACCAGCCUCACAGCCAUCAUCAAGCACUGUGAAUGGAAUAUCAGCAGUAAAUGGCAUUUCUUCUGAAUCAGGUGUCAACGGAAUUUCAACCUCACUAAAUGGUACCACUACUGUUGAUGAAAAUGGUUCAGAAAACAAAAAUGGAUUGGUGAAAAAUGACAAAAUUUCUGAUCCGGAUGUCAAUGGUAACUUCAACAGUGUGAAGAAAGAUUCUGAAGUCAAGGUAAAUGGUGUGAAUCCAAUGGAAGCUUCAGUGGACUUAAAAACGGUCAAAGAAGAGCUGGCCAAGGUUACAAGGCCCACUUCUGAAUCCACAGAUAAGCCCAAACUCAAUGGAGUUGAAAAAAUUGACGGUCCUAUCCCUAACGGUACCGUACCCCCUGUAAAUGGCACCAAUAAUACUCCAGAAGCCCCAAAUUGUAACGGAGUAUCACAAAACAAAAGUCCUACUGAAGAGCGAGAGAUAUCGACCAAAAAGUCAUCGGAAAGCCCAGAGAAGUCGAUCACAUCUACUUCAGAAGUCACACCUACACGUAGCACACCACGACGAUGUUUGUCUCCAGUAAAUCAUGUUUCGCAACCGGUCGAAAAAGUAAACGGAACGGCCGUUCAACCGCCAACUGUCCCUCGAACCCCAACGUUCCCUGAGCUAUUACCCGGUAUGUUUUAUUGAUUUAUUUAUUCGUUUUUAUGAACUUUUUCUUGGAAAUCAAACUUUAAAUUAAAAAUGACCUUUUAGCUACAAAACAAAUUUCUAAAUUUCAAAAAUGUCAAAGACAAGUUUUUUAAAAGUGACAUUUUUUAACCCUAAAUUUAUAAAAAAAUUUUAGGAAUUCUAUCGAGUUUGAGUCACAAAUUCAAUGGAGUGGAAUGCCAGCUUAAUAUAUGCCCAAACUUGUCCGUUCCACCUUUUAAUCUAUCUUUCAGUACUAUUGGUACUAAUCUACAGCUAAUACCUGACGAUCGAAACACAAAAAUUAGUGAGAAUGAUGGAAAUCUGCUCGGAAUUUACCAGGUAAAACACCUUUAUGGAAAUUUUUUGAAUGACAAUGUAAAGCCAAAAAUUUUUAAAAGUUAAAAUACCAAACUUUUUUUACUGUUUCAGAUAACAUACGACACAAAAAUAAAGAAAUCUACUUUUAGGGUUACCGAGUACUAUCCAAUACCACACCGGCCAAUGGAAUGCGUAUUACUCUUCGCAAUAACAGCACUUCCAACUCAAACAAUUGGAAGCCUAUUCUGAAAGAAGUUAUGGCCAAAAAGUUCACCGAACCUUGGGAAAUCUUUUGCCUUGAAGUAGUCAACGACAUUACGCAAGUUCACCUGCUUAACCACGGUACUCCGACCGGCCGGCCCUUUAAUGUAGGACACAUUUGGCUUUUCCCUGUUGGUCAAAUCAUUCAAGACAAAGGUCCGAAGGUCGAGGAGAACGGAGAAAUGGUGGAAGAAAAGAAGAAAGUGGUACGAAAAGUUAAAAGUACUAAUCCAGAUGGUACUCCGAGGAAGAGGAUUGUCAAGAAAAAGGUUGUGAAAAAGACCGAGGCUAAAGAUACUAAUGAAGUUGUUCAAGAAGUGGCAGAAGAUCCGGCUUCUGUUAGCUACGUUAUCAAGCUAGGUCAGGUUCCUGCCGCUGAUGGGAUAAGCUUGGCUGAAGAAAAGGGAAAAAAUAUUGAAGAAAGAAGUCAAAAUUGCAAUGAAAUUGCUCAAAAUGGUGUAGAAAAGGCUCCUAACGGGCUUCAAAACGAGAGAAACAAUAUUGAGAUCAACGGAAUAAAGCCCAUAAACUCAGAUAUCCAAUCUACAACAUCUAACACACCAUUUACAUCCCUCGAACCAUCCUCCACAUCAAAAUCGCCAAACGAGUCAUGUAAAAACGAUGUUGUGUUAGAUCGAAAUGGCUCAAACACGCCAGAAACGCAAAUCACCCAAAACGGAGUGAAUAACAUAUCAGAAUCUUCAUCUAUCAAUGGUGUAAAUACAAAUAUAACUAAAAAAUUUAACGAUGUUACCGAAUCAUCGAAUAACGCAGAAAACAAUAGAGAUUCAACUGACAAAUUUUCUGUUGCAUACGGAGAAAGCAGCAAAAUCAACAAUGAUUUCGUAAGUUUGAUUACAUUCCAUAUAAAAACUGUAAAAUAAGGUAGAGUUAGUUGUUCAAUACAAAUAUUAUUAUAACACAUAUAAGGCUCAGAAAAAAUCUGUUACUUUAACUAACUAAAAAACGGAUUUUCAAAAAAAUCAAAAAUAUUACCUAAACUUAAAAAAUGUUACCUAAAAUUAUUAAAACACAAAUUUCAAAACAAAAUAUAAAAAAUGUUACCUAAAAUUUGAAACCCAAUACAAUUUUUAGUUCACAAAAACAAAAAUAUUUCUCUUAGUUUCUUCGAAACCCAGUUGAUUUGCCCAAAACAUUACCUUUGCACCGUGCAAAAAAAUAACAAAAAUUUUGCACGGUGCAAAGUUUUUCUUUCCAAACCGAAGAAUUUUCGACAAUUUUGUGCUCCGAAAACCCCAAAAAUUUGGCAAUUUUUGUUUUUCUCUGAUCUUCUCUGACCAUUCUCUCAUAUUUCCAUACUCUCUUUUGUCGCACGUCGGCCCUCUGUUCAUUUUUAUUGUUGCGCAAUCUCUUUUCGUCCCUCUCUCUUUCUCUGAUCGUCUCCCUUGAUCACACUCUCUCUUUCUUUCAAUGUUGAUUGUUUGCACCGUGCUAACCUUUUUUGGCUUCCCAAAAUCUCAGAUUUUUCUCUCAUCGAUUUGCCAAAAAAAUCGCAAAAAUUCGGUCGAAUUUCGGAACACAAUUUUGGGCGACAAAAAUUUGUUCUGCACGGUGCAAUCCGAAAAGAGAAGGGCGAGAGAAAGUGCGGUUUGAGGAGACGGGGAAAUGAAAAGGUGGAUCACGAAAAGUGGUUGCGCAACAAUGAAAAGGAAGAGAGGUUCGGCGUGCGACAAAAGAGAGUAUGGCAAUAUGACAGAAUGGUUAGAGAAGGUUAGAGAAAAACAAAAAUGGCUCAAUUUUUGGGAUUUUCAAAGCACAAAAUUUGUCGAAAAUUCUUCGAUUUUGGAAAACGAUUUUUGGCAACUGAAAUUCGGUUUGCACGGUGCAAAUUAUCGGGGAAGUGAGAGAGAGUGCACUUUUAAGAGACUGCGCAGUGCAAAAUUUUUGUUAUUUGUUUUGCUUCUUUUCGUGCGGGCUGCGAACGUUUCUGGCAGAGUGCGGCCAAUAAUCUCUGAAUAUUUUGAAAAAUUCGUCGAAUAAAAAGCGGAUUUUGGCGGACGAAAAAGCAGUUAGUUAAUCUUGUAAAGGAAAGAUUGCACCGUGCAAUUUUUGUUUUGCACUGUGCAAAGAUUUUUUUGGGAAAAGGGUUUGAUUUUAGAGAAACUGGAGGAACAUUUUGGUUUUUGUGGAUUGAAAAUUAUUUUGGUUUUUAAUAUUUAGGUAACAAAAAUAUUUUUUAUGAAUUUAAGUAACAUUUUUGACGUUUUUAUCUUGGACUUUGUGUUUCAAUAAUUUUAGGUAAAAAAAGAUUUUUUUAUAAGGUUUGUCUUAUUUCGGAAAAUGUGCCGUUUUGUUAUAGUUUAGGUAAAACAGAUAGUAAUUUUUUUGCAUUUCAUUUUGGCAGUUUCCUUAUUUUUAGGUAUUUUAUAAUAAUUUCGAGAUUUAGGUUCUUUAGAUAUUUAACCCUUUUGAUCCUCUUUGAAUUUUUACUUUGUUCCGUAAGUUUUAAUUUUUUUUUGAAUUUUUAGAAGUUUUCGUCAUCAAUCGAUUUACCAUUGACCACAUUGAAUAACAUCCUAUCGACGAGUAAAUUUGACCAGUCGUCUCGUCUCGAAACCGGACACCAAAAUGGCAUCGAAAUGUCAAGACGGACAUCAUCGCAACAGGUGAUACGAAACGAUGAGUGUCGUACGAACGGCCAUCACUUUGAAAGGGUAAGGGACUGAUAAUGAGGCGAUUUUCCGGCUUUUUGAGUGCUUGAAAGACGGGAAAACAUUUGAGUUUGUGUUUAAUUUUGCGGAUUUCCCUCCUGUUUCAAUCUUGUUUUAGCGCUUUAAUUUUUGUAUUGGGACUUUUGCUUGUUUGCGAUUUGAUUUUACAAUGAGAUAUUGGAGGGAUUUAGAGAACGUUUUUUGUCUGGUUUUGUAAAAAAAGGUUAAGAAUUAAUGGAGUAAAGGACGUUUACUUUUAAGAAUGUAGCUUUAUAAAAAAUUUUUAUUGUAAGUAAGGAAACUGCUUUAUGGAAAAAGUCUACACUAAUUAAGUCGUGUAAAUAAAGUUUACAUUUUCCUAUUUCCAGAAGUGUUCUCUCGACCCAAUUCUAGAAGAAACAGCUCUAGAACGCACCGUAUCACACCUUGAAAAAGUGUUGAAUACCUCAUCUUUGGCCGAAAAAUUGCCAAAAGAACGGCCAAUGCCAUCAACAACCACUUUCCCACUAACACGGCCGAACGUCAUCUCACCGACCUUGUCUAUGGCAGAUCCUUUAUCAAGUGCCACUACAAUUACCAGUGAAUUGUCGACGUUUAAAAAUGGCAACAGAUUUAGCGCAGAACCAGAAUCCGACUUGAGUGUAGCUGAUGAUUUAUCGUUUGCAUCAACUUUGACCAUGUCCGAAGCUCCUAAAAUAAAAGUGGAACGAGCGAAAUCAACGCCGAAUAGGGAGAAUGAAAUCAAAGUCAGAGGAAUGUCUAAUGUUCCUGUCUUUGCUCUACAGCUGGUUUUGAGCACUAUUAGUUAUAAGGAGGUAAGUUAAUAUUGAAAAUUGGAAAAAAGUUUCGAUUUUUAUUUUUUUAAGAGAGUUCUUUCUAUUUCUCUAAUUGUAAAGAAAGUUAUCUCUAAAACAGAUUUAAAAACAUUUUUUAUUUUUUUUAGCUAGCCCGGCUUCGCCGAGUGCAUCCGCACUGGGACGAAUUAUGUGGCCAACUCUUGAAUUCCGGCUAUUUUGAACUCAUUCACAAAGCAGAUAUCUUAAUGCAAGAAUGUCAACGUCGUGUCAUAAAUGAUGGCAAGUUUCAACGACCACUACAGGUUUUGACGAACCUACAAGUUCAUGUUUUGAAUCCGGUCGAUAUGUUAAGGGCAGCGAUGGAUGAAGGCGUUUUGUGCUUCCCUUAUGGCCAAAUAUUGGAUUCAUCAUUCAGCUUGUUGGAUAAAAUUGAAGAAGUUAUGAAUUUGUGCGAAGACGAUGGAGAUGUAAAUUUUUUUGGUGUUUGUAAAGACAGUUUUUGUACUUCAUAUCACGUAAAGAAAUUUUUUUACUAAUUGAACGUUUUGUCAUUUUUGAUUUUACAAAGCUGGAAAAUUAAUUAAUAAAUACACAUUUUUAUCUUAAAGAUGUACUUUUACCUAUAUCUAUAAUAAAACGACAUUAUUCUAGCUCAUUCCCCUUAACUGGGAGAAGAUUUCGAUCCUCUCAAAACGCGCCUCCCUACAUUAUCGUCGAUUUGUCGAGCCAGAGGUGGAGAAACGAAUGAGUGAAGUAUGCAAAUUAUCAGCACAACAACGUCUACAACGCCUUGACAGUUUCCUCGUCGAAUCUACCGUGUCCAAGCUAGAACAGCGACAAAUUGAGAAUCGAGAUGAGUUACAUUGGGAAAUGGAACAGCUGAAAGAACAGAAUAAAGCGCUGAAAAAGGAUAACAGAGAGAUGAAAAAGACGUGUGCUACAUUGGAAGGAAGGAUUGACGCAUUGGAAAGAAAGUUCAAGACAAUGGCACGACUUCUACAGUCUUAA
This is a messenger RNA of Bursaphelenchus okinawaensis, 5746 nucleotides long. The record is from the annotation of a GenBank genome assembly. Lineage: Eukaryota; Metazoa; Nematoda; Chromadorea; Rhabditida; Aphelenchoididae.